Molecule: messenger RNA, 669 nt
Organism: Tetrahymena thermophila SB210
Lineage: Eukaryota; Ciliophora; Oligohymenophorea; Hymenostomatida; Tetrahymenidae
Exons: 3
Source: RefSeq, a predicted model, not a curated record
AUGUUAUUUACCUUCAAAUGCUUUUACUAAUUUAAUUAAUACCUUUAUUUCAAUGAUAGGAAAAACUUAAUUUGGUACGAAAAUAAAAGGCUUGUAAGCAUAAAGGAUCAAAGCUAACUCAAGUCAAAAUAAAGCGAAAUUAAAACUAGCGAUGAAAGAAACAGAAAAUACCUUUAUUUCAAUAAUAGGAAAAACUUAAUUUGGUUCGGGUUAUAUAGUGGAUAAGAUUACCUGAUUACUCUUUCGCAAUCAAAUUAUCAAAGUAUGAGGGUUAUUUGUACUAUAUAAAUGGAAUAAAAUUAUAAAUUUAUUAAAAGUUAAUCCAAAUUUAAAUAAAGAAAUAUCUAUUCUAUUUAACUUAUUCCCCAAAGGCCAUAUUUCAUUAGCUUAAUUAAAGACAAUUUCUUACCUGACUAACUUAUAAAUUAACAAGUACCUAACAUAGACGAGUGGAUUUAAGUCUUCGAAAAUUUUCUAAGCAACAUAAACUACUAAAAAUAUGAAAAGAAUAUAAAUGACGAAUUUGUUAAGCUUUCUGGAAUAACAUCACCUUCGAUCAAUAAAGCAACAUCCAUGAGAAUUUUAGGUAUUUUGAUGAAGGUAAAGAAAGGCAAUGUGAGAGACUAAAUGAUAGAAAUAGCAUAACUAUUUUCAUAAACUAUUAACUGA